Messenger RNA from Ostertagia ostertagi, 6462 nucleotides. The record is from the annotation of a GenBank genome assembly. Lineage: Eukaryota; Metazoa; Nematoda; Chromadorea; Rhabditida; Trichostrongylidae.
AUGCGGUCGUUGCUGUUGCUUCAGUUAUUUCUGAGUAUUGUUGCAGCUCAGAGCAAUGACUGGAGUAAAGGGAUUUCAUCACUCUUGUCAAGACCAUCACAUGAAGAACUGCCGAAUUUCUACGAAGCCCCCAGCGAACCGUUUCACAAGAGGGUAAAGCGGGCAAUCUAUGCUACGCUUGGUUUUACAAGCCAGUGCGAACCCGGAUGGACUGGACAGUAUUGCGAGAAUCGGAUUUCAUCACUCUUGUCAAGACCAUCACAUGAAGAACUGCCGAAUUUCUACGAAGCCCCCAGCGAACCGUUUCACAAGAGGGUAAAGCGGGCAAUCUAUGCUACGCUUGGUUUUACAAGCCAGUGCGAACCCGGAUGGACUGGACAGUAUUGCGAGAAUCCUGUAUGUAGCGAUGUCGGCAAACUUCCUCAAAGUACGGUUGAUUAUCAGCUUAUCGAUAUCCUGAAUCUACCAUCUGGAUGCACUGGAAGAUACUAUGUGCCGAUCGAUAGCAUGACUCCGAUACUCACCGUUGAGAUAAACGCAGCUGGGAGACCAUAUCCGAACCUGACUGAUUCGAACGGAAAUGUGAUGCCAUGUGACGGCAGUGUUAAUGAGGGAUACACACUUUGUCGCUACAUUAAUAUCAUACCGGGACCAUACCAACUGACAGUCGAUAACGGUGGUGUGCCAACGUCAAAUUGUCUUGUUCAAGUCAUCUCAUACAGUGGUCUGUCGGUCGUUCAAAGGUUUACGCUGUCACCGCAAACCGAUGUCGCCCCGAUCUCAGAGUCGGCCAUUGAAGGCCAGCCAAUGUACUUCGUCACUCAUGUGAACAAUUUGACCAUGCCAGGAGAAGUUCGUGCCGUGACCGUUCGCACGGACACAUCCACAGUACCUGUGUAUCGAUCAUUGUUGACGAAACGUUUCAUCUGUGCGUACGAGUACUACGCUGGCCAAUUUAUCUGCAACCGGCAAAAUCGAUACGUUUACCAUGUUGAUGGUGUCGAUGCGUUCGGGUUUGCUUACAGGAGAUCCGGAACAUUUUCGUGCAUCCAACCAGUACCAACCACAGCAGCACCGCCGACGACUCCGUCGACAACUGUCAAUUGUGCGAAUGGCGGUACUCCUCUCUAUCAGGGUACCGUAAAUGCGACAUGCUUCUGUCCAGAGUUAUUCCACGGAAGAGAAUGCAAUAUGGUGAAUUGUAUGAAUGGUGGGACUCCACUACCAGGAAAUCUACAGUGUCAAUGCCCUCCCGGCUAUCAGGGCACUAACUGUGAUAUAGUGCAAUGCACCAGCGAUAUAGGACCAUACCUGACGGAUUUCAAGACCCUCGUCAUAGUGCUCAGAACCACGACAUCGAUGAGCAAGUAUGCCUCACAAAUUGUGAACGCCAUCACAGCUGAGUUGGAAAGCAACGCAGCCUUCGACUACAGCGUCUACAAUAACUACGUACUAGUGAAGUUCGCCAACGGCAAGUACGACACGACUUUUUAUGGGCAGAGCUACUUGCAGAAUUUCCUCAAUGACAUCAUGUCAGCUAUCUACUCGACAACCGUAGGCGGCUGUGAUGAAGCAACGUUCGAUCCGAUUGCCAGUGUCUUCCUGGAGCCACUCAACCCGAAAUCGGUCGUUUACGUGUUCACGGAUGUCAUUGCAUCUGAUGUUGAUGGAUGGCGUAAAGUGGCUGAGUCUAACACAAGGAGGAAAUUACCUAUCUACAUGAAUAUUCUGCCGAACGAUAAUUGCACAGUGAACGAGUAUUCAGAAGGAUAUCGGGCACUACUUCGAGCAGCUGCAUUCAGUGGUGGUCUUACUCAAACUCCUACACUGCAGUCACUCGAAAAGAUAUUCCAAUUUACGUUGAAAUCAACAGCCUAUCGAAUGAACGCCGUGUUGACCGACGAUCUACCCCAAUGUGAUACCAAAGGCUCUCGAAUCUUUUUCGCUGACACGUCAUCAGAAAAGAUCGUUAUCGUUGGAGUUGGAGAGAAUCUCGUGCUCUCGGUCACUGAUCCGAAUUGGAAUCAAAAUUCUGCGUUGCUUAUCUACACAUCGGGAUCAUCCUACUUCUGGGAAAUCACAAAUGUGAUUCCUGGAGAGUACUUGCUCUCACUGAGUUCUCAAAAUGUGCAGUUGCCGUGUUCAUAUCGUGUCAUGGCCAUGUCUGACUACGACCUCUUCCUGGCCACUUCUAGUGUCAUCGAUGAGGAGGCGGGUGACAGUGAACCUGUCGUUGGGAAAUCAAAGCACAUCGUCGCUCAACUCAAUGGUCUCGUCAAAGCCGUCCAGGAUCCAUUCAGACUAUUCGCUGAAAUUACCAUCACCACUAAUUUCAACAAUGAGCAACGAGUAGGCGAGCCAAUGUACUACUCGAAUGGAAAAUACCGCAGUGGUUGUGGUUAUCAUCUCUACUUCGGAGCAGCAAACUUCUGCCAGUUCAAAGAUCAGCAGUUCUAUGCUACGGUAUACGCCGACGAUAACAAUGGCUAUACUAUUCAACGUACUACUACCGGAUAUUGUUCAUUAACUGAAACAACUCCACUCCCACCGACAGCUUGCCAAAAUGGUGGUGUUGUUGACCCCAAUAAGAAUCAGACGUGUAUUUGUCCACCCAACUACGCCGGAGAUCAUUGUGAGACUGCAAUCUGUCAGAACGGAGGUACCAGUCUUGGUUCCUAUUGCGCAUGUGUUCCAGGAACUGGCGGAACUUUCUGCGAAUUGUAUGCGUGUACGGAUACAAACACGAAUCCAAAAAUCUCUUUUGACGGCCAAUCGAUGUCGUUCGUACUUUCGGCUCGUCCCACGAUGCAGACAGCCCUCUCCUCCAUUGCUGCCGGAAUCACUGAUUUCGUUCGAGAUGUGCAGGACUCGUCAGCUGACUGGAUCGUCACCUGGAAUCUCAUCGUCGUCAAUAAUCUCGAGGCUUCCAUGGUUUACACUGGAAAGAAUCCGAACGAUUUUGUGAUGAAUGUGAAGGCAGUGGCGGCCAACCUCAACAACUACACAACACCUGGAGCAACGAACUGCUCUGUAGCGAUCGAGGCUGGAAUGCUCCUGGCUACUUACUAUUCAGAGCCUCGUUCAUCUGUUUAUCUCUUUGCUGAUUCCGAUGGACCUGAUACCGAGUCUUUCAUAACAUUGUACUCCCAUGCUACAGAAUACCAAAUAUCGUUGAACUUGAUUGGUGUGGGUAAUACGAUUUGCACUGAUCCAAAGAAUAAUGGUCAGUUCCCGGAUUACCUCCAGAGCCUUGCUUCAAUGACAGCCGGUUUUGUUUACAUGACGGCACAAGUCGACAAGAUGUUGCCGUUCAUCUCGUCAUUCUACAAGUCUGGUAUCGCUUCUCGAGUGUACUUCAACGAUUGCUCCAAGGGUGUAACCUACUAUGUUCCAAUUGACUCAUCAACGGAAUCGUUCACAUUGGCUGUGAGUGGACAGAAUCUCACAAGCGUUGUCGUCACCCUACCUGAUGGCACACCUGGGCUCUACAACAUUCUUUCGGUACCAAUGAUAGAUGAUCCUGAGCUCAACAUCCAGCAGUUCAUCCAAGCUUGCGAUGGGUUCCAGUGGAACUACAGGGAUCAGUACUGCUACAGAUUCUCCCCAGAACGACUAACAUGGCUGAAAGCAAAUCAGUUCUGUCACGGUAUUGGAGGUUACAUGGCUGAUGUGCACAGUCAAGCUAAGGACGACUACAUUAAAGCUCAAACCGGCGGCGCCGCUGCUUGGAUUGGCCUCAUUAGAAAUAACAACGACUGGGUUUGGGAUGUGCCUACCGGUAACAGCUAUCAGAGUCUGGGAGAUUACACCAACUGGGCUCCAGGAGUCGAUCCUAACAACACCACAUUCAACUGUGUUGUGUCCGACAAGGAUGGAUUCUGGGUUCCAACCGAUUGCAACCAGCAGAACUUCCCUGCUUGUCAGAAAUAUCGCUAUGGACAGGGCCUGACACCAGGAAACAACACGAAUAUGGUACCAGCGGGUAUGUGGAAGGUUCAAGUGCAGACCACGCAGGGAACUUGCCAUGCUCAUGUGCGAGCACAGUCAGAUAUUCAGGUCUUCUAUGGUUUCACCCUUUCACCAAAUGGCGACUAUCCGGAAUUAUAUGCCAAUUCACAGUCAGACGCCAACUACCUUGUUGCGGAUGCCGUCGGUUUACUACCUUUCCACUUUGACGUACUACCAUCGCUUGAAGGACGGCUUAACUAUGCCAUACUCGGCUACGACUUCAAUAUGACAAUGCCCCUGGUCAUGCAGGACAGAUGGUUGUGUGGAUAUCCUCAAGUCUCGACCAAAUUCACAUGCCCACAGAAGGGUUCUAUCACUGAAUUCUUCGUAAAGUUCUCUGGGAUCGAUCAAUUUGGUUAUUCAUUCGAUCGAUACACAAAUGCUAUUUGCGCCCAAGCGGGCGUUAACUGUAAGAAUGGUUUCUCUUACAACGGACAAUGCAUCUGUUAUCCUGGUUACGAAGGUCUUACAUGCGAAACGCCGAUUUGCCAGAACUAUGGCUACGUGAAGAAUGGAGUCUGCCAAUGCCUCAGCUCCUACAGCGGAACAUUUUGCGAACUCCCGGUCUGCGUGCAGAAGUCCAAUCCCACGUUCUCUGAUACUGGAAGAACGUUCGUAAUCAUGCUUGAGACUUCGUACAACAUGGGUAGCACAAUAUUCCAAAUGAAAAGGAGCCUCAAAAAAGCUUUGGAUAGUAUACAGAGUGAUCCCACAACAGCUGGAUGGUUCAGCAAGUUCAUACUCUACCCCUUUGAUUCCACUUCCAAUCAACAAUACUGGUAUCCACCCGUCAUCGCAGAUAACUCUGAUGCCAUUGUUGCUGCUGUGAAUAACAUUACUACAAUGUCAUGUCCUGGUCCUGACGGAUGCUCACCAGAUUGUCCACGGCCGAUUAUGGGUGCUUUAAAAAAAGUCCUUGCACUGCCUGAUCUUGUCAGUCCAAACUCAGUUGUUCUCAUCGUAACACGCUCAUCGCCUGAGGACUACCCACUGGUCAAUGGCAUGAUCCAGACUCUGAUUGACAGCAAAGUUCAGAUCAACUUCGUGCUUCCUGCAAUCACGUCACCUUGUGGUGAGGGUUGGAACACGCCCGCAGCAAAUGCCAUGUACACGGCUACCAGUUACAGCGAUGGAAAUGUGUUUGUUAUGUCACCGGUUGAUUUUGCUGUGAACUUCCUUCAGCAGUAUCUACCAUCCCUAUACAGAUCGGCUGGUCUUGAGUAUGGCAGUACCACGAACUGCACUUACCAGGAGUACUUGUUCCAGGUCGAGCAUUCAUUUAUGGUUCACAAUGGUGAUUAUAUUCCUUUGCCUCCCAACCUUAUCGCCAGCGACACCAACUACCUUGGAGUAAUACAGGUGAAUGACACCGGUGCAGUUAGAGCUGGUACCUAUCGUCUGACGAUGUCUGGAGGAGGAGGCUCCUACUGCAAUAUGAAUAUCAGAGGUCGUGGAGCCAUUGAGAUUGACGCAUUUCAUAGAUCUAUCCAGCCUACGUCCGAUCCUCAAGCGACGCCUAUGGAGGAGCCACAAACGAUAUUGCUCACUAUGCUCCAGUCCUCGGCACAUGAAAAUAAUACCAUCGUUGUUCAUGCUGAUGGACUCGUUAAUGGAACGCUCACCUAUGUGCAGGUUAUUGCACCUGGUGGUACUGGACUGCAACAUACUUCAGUACUGAUGCUACGUGACAUUAACACGUGCUCUUAUGAGUAUUACGCACCUGUGCCCUUCUUCUGCAGUUACGAGCAGUACAUUAUCAUCGUCUACGGUAUUGAUUCGCAAGGAGCUACGUUCCGUCGGAAAUACCUCACGAAUUGCGUAUCAAGUCGCCCACCUCCAUUACCGCCUAAGCCUACCUGUGAUUUGGGUGCCGUGACCCAAGACUUGCUAUUCAUUCUUGAUUCUUCUCAACAGAACGCAAAUUCUGAGAGCACUUUCAACAGCAUACGCGACUUUGCCGUGAAAACUCAGCUACCGUUCCGGUUUUCUUCUGACUAUGCUCAAGUCGCUGCCAUGACCCUAGCUGAUACGGCUCAGGGUGGUUUUUCGUAUAAUGCUGCCGAACAUAGCUUUGAUAAUGUUCAAAUGCUACUCUCCAACCUGACGUUCCUUGGUCGACCUGGACAAAAUGUGACAAGUGCCAUGCAGCUCACUAUAAAUUCUUACGGCAGCGAGAAUCAAGGCUAUCGUCCAUCAGCACGCCAUUUGAUGGUAUACGUUACUAACAGCAACCCGACUGAUGAUGAUCCGGCUGGUUUGCUAUAUGCCCUUCGACGACAAGGACUCUAUCAAGUAGCGAUUGUCACCGUAAAUCUCACACCAAGUGAUAAACUUCUCUCACUGGUGAACGAGAGAUGCAUGUAUCAAGCAGCGAAUGUGGACGCUUUGAUGUCAUAUGGAGUGGACUUUGUUCAAGGACUGGCAUGCGCGGACCCUCCUCUGUGUGGCAACUGA